Tachyglossus aculeatus (Australian echidna) is the source of this 681-nucleotide messenger RNA. Its product is annotated as serine protease 42-like. Gene Ontology annotation, molecular function: serine-type endopeptidase activity. NCBI's taxonomy places the organism in Eukaryota, Metazoa, Chordata, Mammalia, Monotremata, Tachyglossidae. Gene Ontology annotation, biological process: proteolysis. The record is from RefSeq and is a predicted model, not a curated record.
AUGGCCGAGAUGGUUCUUCUCGUUCCAUCUGGCUCCACCCUUCCCUGUGGGGCUUAUGGUUUGGACAACCUUGGGGAAGGAGAAAACCAGACCAGCUUUAAUAUACUCUGUGGCCAAUCUCCCAACUUUAACCGGAUAGUCGGGGAUGAGGAUAUCAAGGAUGGAGAAUGGCCCUGGCAGAUCAGCCUCUUUUUGGGUGACUCGCACUACUGUGGUGGCAGCCUGCUCACCAAUUCCUGGGUUCUCACUGCUGCCCACUGCAUAUUUCAAAUUGAACCAUCAGGUUUCUCUGUAGUCCUGGGAGCAAGCAACUUGGAUCCCAUCAGCCCCGAUGGCAUCACCCACAAUCUGAAGCAGAUCUUAGUGCACCCAAGCUUCGUGGGUCACAUCGAAUAUGGCAGCAACAUUGCCCUGUUGGAACUUUCAGAACCAGUGUCCUACACAGAGAAGAUUGGGCCCAUCUGCAUCGCCGACACCUCCUUCCAGCCCACUUCUGACACGCCCUGCUGGGUGACUGGGUGGGGAAGGCCAAAGUUAGGAGUGGAUGGACGCUGGAUGCUGACCAGCGUGAUAAGCUGGGGGGUGAACUGCGGCUCCCCAAACCACACUGGAGUUUAUGAUGAUGUGGCCAUUUACUCCUCCUGGAUCCUCGAGAAUGUUCCUCAAGGAAACAGAAACUAG